Morus notabilis is the source of this 1297-nucleotide messenger RNA. RefSeq lists its product as uncharacterized. The record is from RefSeq and is a predicted model, not a curated record. Bases 239 to 1150 code for a protein of 303 amino acids. The transcript has 2 exons. Lineage: Eukaryota; Viridiplantae; Streptophyta; Magnoliopsida; Rosales; Moraceae.
UAGAAAGCCUUUUCUUUUUCAUGACACAUUUUCUGAAAAUCUUGACAAAGACGAGUGUUGGAAAAUAGCAAGGUUGAGACUAUUAGUUGCCUCUCACAUCAAAGACGGCAAUGACUUGGGCGCUCUAUAUUAAACUCACUCCAACAAACAAGAUUGACUAGCUCUCACAAUAUUGUUGUUUUCCCCAUAUAAUAACUCCACAUACUCCAAGUUCCCAAAUCAUUUCCUCACUCAAAUCAUGCUUGACAUACAACAAGAACUUGAUGGAACUCAUCUUUGUUCCUCCAGUCCACCCUACAAGAUGCACGCCCGACGAAAGAGCACCGGAGACGGCAAAUUUGAUCUCUUGGGUGGUCGUAGAUCAGAGCACUACGAGAGUUUUGGUGAUCAUUUCAGUUUCAGCACUGAACUAGAGUCUCAAGUUGAAACAUGUGAUGAAGAAAGGUUUGGCUUUUACUCGCCACCGUUAUGGAGGACUAAUAAAUGUUCAGGAACUACCAAAUAUGAAUCUUUUCCUUUGCUUCCACACAACCAUCACUACAGCAAUCUCUCCCCAAAUUCGAGGAGGCAAGUAAUUACCGAAGGAAGGAGAGAGCUCAUGGAAAUGAUCCAAAACAUGCCUGAAUCUUGCUAUGAACUCUCUUUGAAAGAUCUUGUUGAUAAGCAGCAUGGUUUGCAGGAGGGCGAGGAAGAGAAUACUGUCAUCAAAGAUGAGAAUUCCAACUUCGACGUCCCAACACAGAUCAGGAAGCUGAAGAAACAGAAGAGGACCAUAAAUAGAGGGCAGAUAACAAGGACGGGAAGUAUGGAAAGCGAGACUUUCCUGAUCAAAAUGUUCUUUCCGACUUCUCUGGGUUCGAAGAAGAAAGCAAAAGCGGGGAAUCGAGCUAGAGUUUCUUCUAUCAAAUCAACUAAGCAAUCGGAAACCGAUACAGAGAAAGUUCAGUGGAUAAAGGGGCUUUUUGUCGUGGGGAGAAGUAAAAAGAUUUGCAGGAGUAGCACUAGCGGAAGCAGUAGUAGCAGCAACAGCAGCAGUGGUGGCAGAUAUUCUGGUGAAAGCGAUUUCGUACCUGGUUGCUGGCCCUUUUUCACUUGCAAAAAAAGCAAAAGCAUGAGGGAGAAAGAUUGCAUCUUCCGAACGGGAAAUUAAGUGUUAAACCCUGCACCAGUAAUCAAGAUAGAAUAGUUGACUUAAGGAAAUGUUUGCCACAAAAAUUGAAAUGUACAUAAUCCAGGCAGAAUUCAUCACUGUACUUUCAUGCAUACUAUCCUUGAGAGUAGUUACUUUUGAAGAUUA